UAUACGUCUCUUGCUCAAGGUGUCUUUCCGAAAGGAGUCGCCGUCUCCUGCGCAACAGGGGAAGCUCAACUCUGCGUCGAAGAGAAAAGCGAAGCCAUGGUGGAUUAUCGCCGCAUGGGAAACAUGGUGCAGCACUUGGGGAAUACAACGUCAGUAACCUCCAUGCAUCAUCUAAGAGAACUGUGGAACAGCCCAAGGGGGACAGUACUCCGUAUCCAGGCAUUGGCAGUUGUGGCCAUUCUCAUCACUUUCUUCCUUGCUGCUUUUGGGUCAUGCCGUCGCUGGUCCAAUCGCUGGAUAGUCCAAAAGGGCUUUUUUGCCGCACAUGUAUUAUCUCUGUCUCUUGGGACCUACAGCAUUGGUCUAAUGCAAUCUUCGUCGGUGAAGAGCGAGAUGUAUCCCAUCUGGGCAGUGUCUUUGUUCACCCUUUUUGGCUGCAUUGAUCCAGUUACCGCGUACAACGGUCUUGACUACAAGGGCCCGCUCUCAAAGAUGGUAUUUGGGAUUUUCCUCAAUUGUGGAUAUGUCUUGCUGAUGAGUAUCUCAACCAUCUCCAGUGUUGUUGGUAACACGGCCAUCGGCGGGAUAGCUGCCAUCACUUUCAUCAAGGGAUUUCAUAGGUCACUGGCUCUUAUGCAACAAAGCAGAAUGCGAAACAUGGUGCAAAUUAUGGAUGAAGGUCCGGAGCAAAUAUAUGUUUUAAAAAAUUACCCCGACAUGUUUGAAUUAUAUGAACUACAAUGGAUGAUCGUCGAUUUUGGCACUGAUUUUGGCACGACGUCGACGUUUGUCAGUUUUGAUAGAAUAGAAGAGCUAUUAAAGAUAAACAAGUAUCAGUGGCUACGACAGCCCUGUUACGAUGUGUGCGUUGCCAUGUUUCUGUCUCAUAGGUUGCAACGGCAUUUUCUUGGGUUGAGCGAUCGUGUGCCAGAUCCGCAACAACUGAAGAACAUUGGCUGCAACUGGGCCUGGGCCUUGAAGGUGAUUGAGAUUGAGUUGGCUCUUCUGUUCGAUGUCUUCUUCACUGGUAAUCCAUUCCUUCACUACUACCAGGCGAAAACUGCUAGUUUAUGGGCAUUGGCUUCAUUUAUUGGGAUAUGUUUUGUGGGGAUCUUGUUAUCACUUUUGUCAUAUUGGUGUCCCUGGCUCUGUUGCAGUUGA
Molecule: messenger RNA, 1161 nt
Organism: Setaria italica (foxtail millet)
Lineage: Eukaryota; Viridiplantae; Streptophyta; Magnoliopsida; Poales; Poaceae
Exons: 3
Coding region: 97-1161 (354 amino acids)
Source: RefSeq, a predicted model, not a curated record